ACUAUCUUAUUUUGUCCCGCUGCACGCGUUUGGAUAUGUGAUUUGAAAUUAUGAUUUAAAAUUAUAGUUUGAAAUUAGUUUUUGGACAUGUGAUUUUAUUUUAUAAUUUUAAAUCAUGAGAUAAAAUUUUAAAUCAUCUAAAAAGACUGAAUUUUAAAUUAUGAUUUUCAAACCAUAUCCAAACGGCACAUAAGAACAACCUAAUAAAGUUUUUUAUUUUUUUUAUUUUGAUUAAUUUUUGUUAGAAUAUUAACUAGAAAACAUGAAAUUAGUUAUGAAAUUUAUCGCUAAAUAACUCCUAUUAAAUUGGAAUAGGAUGGGAUUUUUUAAUCUUUUGCUAUAGAAUAUUUUCCGUCGCUAAUUCUUUGCAGUUUCUUGUAGUAAUUGCGUAUUCUUAUUGAAUUCAAAUCAAAUUCACAUAUUCUAUUGUUUGUUCUGCUAAGUAGUAGAACUACUUAAUAAAGAUCAAACCUGUUCUCUUGAUCUUGAUUUGAAUUUCUUAUUAGAGUGGUGUUGUAGUAAUUGCUUAUUCUUUUAGAGGGGUUUAAAUGAGUAGGUGUUUUGCCAUAGUCUAUUGUUUGUUCUGUUAAGAACAACCUGAUAAAGAUCAAACCUUUUUCUCGAUUAUUUUCUGAUUUUCGAUUCGGGUUCUAACAUUGAAUAUAGUAGUAGUAAUUGAGUGUUCUCAUUUUUCCAGGGUAUAUCUGAAGUUUUUUUUCUUUUCUUCUUUUUCCUGAUUUGAAAUGAGCUUGCACAGGACUAAUUAACUGUCCUGUCCACUACUAUUUAUUUGCUCCUGGAUAUUUUUGACAUAUUCUUUUGUCUGAUACUGCUAAGAACAAACAUAAUAAAGAUCAAGCCUUUUCACUCACGAAUAGAUAAAAAUAAAGAUCAAACCUUUUGCAUAUAAUGUUUUGGUUUUGAUUUGUUUUUGAAAUUAGAAUAUUGUGUUAGUAAUUAGUAUUCUUAUUUCAAGUUAUUGAAUCUUUCUUUUCGGAUUAAAGAUAAGCUUGUAGAAAACUAAUAAAUCGAGAUUCUUUGUUUUGAUAAAACUUAUGCUGUUUGUCUUCGUUGUGGAGUUUAUUUCACUUACAGCUGACACUGGUUGAAUGAGUUUGAGAUUGAAGUUGAUUCUUAAAUCAACCUUUGGUCUUGAAGUUUAGGGUGUUAGACAGGACAUGGCACAGCUUUAGCUGACCGAGGACAUGACUUUAGAUAGGAAGAUUUGGAGGUCGAGGAUCAGUAUAGAAGGUUAAUAAGUAGUUGAGUUUUGUCGCACGGUGUGUGAGAGAGGUGGGGGGCUAGCCUCUCCAUCUCCUCUUCUCCUUUUCUUAGUAGUAUUAUUUAGGUAUUGCGUAGAUCCAUACCCUUAUGUGUGUAUUACUAUGUGUUGCUUCAUUUGUUUUGUAAUCUUGAUGUUUUGCUCUUUUAUUUUUCUUGCAAUCCUACAUUGACUAUGUUUCUUUUGAGCCGAGGGUCUAUCGGAAACAACAUCUCUACCUGACAAAGGUAGAGGUAAGGUCUGCGUACAUCCUAUUCUCCCCGUACCGCACUUGUGGGAUUACACUGGUAAUGUUGUUGUUGUUGAUCUUGAAGUUUAGGGUGCUGUUAAAAUUUGGUCCGCACUCAUUUGAAGAGUGCCCUGAAAUUUCAAUCUCCGCUGAGAGUUCUUGUACAAUGGGAUCUUACUUGAACUUCAAGAACUUUAUUGACACGCCACAUACAGAAAGCAAUGGUGGGAAGUCAAUGGGAAGUGGUAAUUUUCCUUUAGCUAGACAAUCUUCCAUAUACUCCUUGACAUUUGAUGAGCUCCAGACUACCUGCGGUCUCGGAAAAGAUCUUGGGUCAAUGAAUUUGGAGGACCUCUUGAAGAAUAUUUGGACAGCUGAAGAGUCGUCUCAAGGCUUAGCAUCUUCCACUGGUGUUGGAGAUGUGAGUAUGGCUGCGGGAAAUUUGCAGAGACAAGGUUCAUUAGCACUGCCUCGGACACUUAGUCAGAAAACGGUCGAUGAAGUAUGGAAAGAUUUCCAUAAAGAGACAACAGUUAGUUCAAAUAUUGGGCAGAAACGAUCUAACUUGGGUGAAAUGACAUUGGAGGAGUUUUUGGUAAAAGCAGGAGUGGUGAGAGAAGAUACUCAACCAACUGGAGCCUCAAACGAUGUUGGAUUCACCGGUGUUUUAGGUCAACUGAGUACUAACAACAAUGCUCUAAACAUCGGUUUUCAGCAACCAACUCAAAGCCCUGGACUUUGGAGUAAUCAAUUUGCUGAGAAUAACGUGUUGAAUGUGGUUAGUGAAAAAUCUUCCCAACAACAGCCAAAGCAGCGGCAACCUCUUAUUCCAAAACAAACGAAUGUUGCCUUUGCAUCUCCUAUGCAAUUGGAGAACAAUCACCAGCUGGCUAGCCCAGGGGCAAGGGCUCCGGUUGUUCAAGGCAGUGUUAUGCAGGGUGGAGUUACACUUACAUCAGUAAAAAGAGGAUCCGCUGGAAAUCAACUGUCACUCGACAUGAUUGCUAAGAACAAUGUGGAUACAUCUAUUUCACCUUCACCUUAUGCAUUUAGUGAAGGUGGAAGAGGGAGGAGAUCGUGCAGCUCAUUGGAAAAAGUUGUGGAAAGAAGGCAUAAGAGGAUGAUUAAGAACAGAGAGUCCGCAGCAAGAUCAAGGGCUCGGAAGCAGGCCUAUACUUUACAGUUGGAAGCUGAAGUGGAGAAGCUUAAAGAAAUUAAUGAAGAGUUGCAGAAAAAACAGGCUGAAUUUAUCGACAUGCAGAAAAAUCAGUUAUUGGAAAAAACUAAUAUGUCAUGGGGAAAUAAGUUAAAAUGCUUGAAAAGGACACUGACAGGACCUUGGUAGACCUCCACCGGCGCCACAUCCAGCAUACAAUUUUAGAGAAUAGUUAGAGUUGUCGAAAGAGUUGUAAUAUGUGAGUUAUGAUCUGAUUUGGAUCUUUUUUCACCAUAUUGUUGGUAGCUAUAAGUGAGUGGCAUGUCCUACUAGACGUAUGUAUUACUAUUAUCAUGUAAAUGGCAAAAGAGUUGUAAUAUGUGAGUUAUGAUCUGAUUUGGAUCUUUUUUCACCAUAUUGUUGGUAGCUAUAUGUACAUAAGUGAGAGUGCCAUGUACUAUAUAUAUGUAUUAUUAAUAUCAUGUAAAUGAGCUUCUUGUAUAAAGUUUCUGCUUUUUCUGCUUU
Lycium barbarum (goji berry) is the source of this 3192-nucleotide messenger RNA. RefSeq names its product ABSCISIC ACID-INSENSITIVE 5-like protein 7. NCBI's taxonomy places the organism in Eukaryota, Viridiplantae, Streptophyta, Magnoliopsida, Solanales, Solanaceae. The record is from RefSeq and is a predicted model, not a curated record. Gene Ontology annotation, biological process: positive regulation of DNA-templated transcription. Gene Ontology annotation, cellular component: nucleus. Gene Ontology annotation, molecular function: DNA-binding transcription factor activity. The coding region runs from base 1573 to 2856 and encodes 427 amino acids. The transcript is spliced from 5 exons.